This is a messenger RNA of Camellia sinensis, 1997 nucleotides long. RefSeq names its product galacturonosyltransferase 8. Gene Ontology annotation, molecular function: polygalacturonate 4-alpha-galacturonosyltransferase activity. NCBI's taxonomy places the organism in Eukaryota, Viridiplantae, Streptophyta, Magnoliopsida, Ericales, Theaceae. The record is from RefSeq and is a predicted model, not a curated record.
AAAAAUGGCGAAAACAACGUUUCGAAGCUCUCGAUCGUCACUCUCCGAUCGGAAAACUGGACUUUCCGGCGCCGUAGCUUCUUUCAAAUUUAUGUUCUUUGCUUCCGCCAUCACCGUCGCCGUCUUCCUCUUCUUCACUCUCUCUCUUUUUGUCACUCCCUCCACCACCAACCCCUCCGAUCUCAACCUCGGUUUCGCAUCUGCUUCGGAUGGAGUUGGAUCGGUGCGGAGAACGGUUCUAGCGCUCAAAUCUGAUCCGUUGAAGCCGCGAUUGGAUCAGAUCAGGAAGCAAGCGGACGAUCACCGAUCUCUGGUUCUCGCUUAUGCUUCGUAUGCUCGGAAACUGAAGCUUGAGAAUUCGAAGCUUGUUAGGGGUUUCGCUGAUCUCUCUCGGAACUACACGGAUCUGAUCACGAAACCUGCGUAUAAGGCUAUGUUUGACUCCGAUGCGAGCUCGAUUGACGAGAUUGUGCUUCGACAGUUUGAGAAGGAGGUGAAGGAGCGGAUCAAGGUCACGCGACAAGUUAUCGCGGAGGCGAAGGAGUCUUUCGAUUACCAGCUCAAGAUUCAGAAGCUCAAGGACACGAUUUUUUCCGUAAAUGAGCAGUUAACGAAGGCGAAGAAGCAAGGGGCGUUCUCGAGCUUGAUUGCAGCGAAAUCGAUCCCGAAGAGCUUGCAUUGCGUCGCUAUGAGAUUAAUGGAAGAGCGAAUUGCUCAUCCGGAUAAGUACUCGGACGAAGGAAAGCCAACUCCUCCUGAGAUUGAGGACCCGAAGCUUUACCACUACGCAAUUUUUUCAGAUAAUGUGAUUGCAGCGUCGGUUGUGGUGAAUUCGGCAGUGAAGAACCAGAAAGAGCCAUGGAAGCACGUGUUUCAUGUUGUGACUGAUAAGAUGAAUCUCGGAGCAAUGCAGGUUAUGUUCAAGAUGAGGGAUUACAAUGGAGCUCACAUUGAGGUCAAGGCCGUGGAGGACUACAAGUUUUUGAAUUCUUCAUACGUUCCCGUGCUUCGGCAACUCGAAUCCGCAAACUUGCAAAGGUUUUAUUUUGAGAAUAAGCUUGAGAACGCAACAAAAGACACAACCAACAUGAAAUUUAGGAACCCUAAGUAUUUGUCAAUGCUGAAUCAUCUGAGGUUUUAUUUGCCCGAAAUGUACCCGAAAUUGCACAGGAUCUUGUUUUUGGAUGAUGAUGUGGUUGUUCAGAGGGACCUUACAGGGUUAUGGAAGAUAGACAUGGAUGGAAAGGUGAAUGGGGCUGUUGAGACUUGUUUCGGGUCGUUCCAUCGGUAUGCGCAGUACAUGAAUUUCUCACACCCUUUGAUCAGAGAGAAGUUUAAUCCAAAGGCGUGUGGAUGGGCUUAUGGGAUGAACUUCUUCGAUUUGGAUGCUUGGAGAAAGGAGAAAUGCACAGAACAGUAUCACUACUGGCAGACUCUGAAUGAGAACCGGACCUUGUGGAAACUGGGGACAUUGCCCCCAGGCCUGAUCACCUUUUAUUCCACAACAAAACCACUAGACAAAUCUUGGCAUGUUCUGGGGCUUGGCUAUAAUCCAAGCAUAAGCAUACAAGAGAUCAAUAAUGCUGCAGUUGUGCACUUCAACGGGAAUAUGAAACCUUGGCUUGAUAUUGCCAUGAAUCAAUUUCGGUCACUUUGGACAAAGCAUGUCGACUAUGAUAAUGAGUACAUCCAGGCCUGUAAUUUCGGCCUUUAGAUAAAUGCGCUCAUAGUUGAAUCCUAUGCUUGAAGGAUCUGCCAAUGCUAAGUCCUUGUGCAAGCAUAUGUUUUGCGAGGCCCAUCUUUUCUUGUUACACGAAACUUAAAUGUUCGCCCAUCUUUUCUUGUUACACGAAACUUAAAUGUUCUUAUCUAGUGUCGUAGAAUUUUUAUGUCUACCUAAGUUUUAGCAUUCUUCUUUUGCUUUCAGAAAUGUCAAAACAAAUGGUAGUUCAUAAAUUAUGCUUCAAUUGUUCAUAUGCAUUUACAAUUAAUUGUCU